AUGCAGGGCUCGACCGCCAAGAAGACUUUUCAAACAACGAUCAAUCCUAAAGAGGGUAGAAGACUCGAAGACAUACUAGACCGUUAUCCUCCAGGUUACAACAGCGAGGGCGGGUCUGGUUUCUCUGGCAUGAGCAGCCCCGAAACAAAAAGUCCCAGUGCUUCGGAACUAGAAAGUGAUAAGCGAAAAGGGAAGGGAAAAGCCAAGGCUACUCAUUCAAGCCCGAAUUAUCGUGCACAUGAAUCUUCUCCUUCAGAAAAUGAAUACCAUCCAGGCGAUUUUCUCACGGAAGAGGCGGAUCGUACUGAGCGACGAGAGCAAGCCCGGAUUGCGGAAAGGAAUCAAGAAGCAGCACGCAUGCACAUGGAAGAGAAUCGAAUUCGAAUGGGAGCUGCACGACACCAGCCGUACAUACAAAGCAACUUGCAGCCUCAACAACCACCUAUUACGAAUGACCAAGAAUACUAUGAUAUGAUGAACCAAGAUUUCACUACCCACCACUGGGCAGUCGAUCGCUCUAAGAACGACGAGAUUUAUACUGAACCUCAACCCCCAGACACUAGCGAGCAGUCUUCAACGCUCCGUUCUGGCAAAACGGUGGCUGCAGGAAAGCAACGGGCAGCAAAGACAAACAACAGUGCAAUUCCUAGGGAAAGAAAAAAUACCAAAGAGGGUAAUAGAGUGCAGUAUCUUCAAAGAAUGGCCGAUGAUAUUGCUAAUCAGAAUACAUGGGCGCACUCAGACGACAAGGAAAGCUUUGUAAGAUCUUACGUGGAGGAGGCAAUUAAAGAGGAGGAUAAUCAAAAGGGCACGACGGCUAAUGGCCGGAGGAUCCCCUGGAAGCAAGAAAAUCAUGAUCGGAUUUUGGAUCGACUCAGGAGACGACCUGGAUUAAGAAUGAAUCCAAACAAUUUUGUAUCGAUCACAGUCGAUUACCGCGGUCAUCGGACAGGUUAUGCAACUCGUCCAGUUAAAGUCGCCAACCCCAACAAUCAUCCGACGGUAAAAACAUAUCCACCAGGUUACGACAGCCCGGGUAGUUCCAAUCCCCCAAGCACUCCACCCAUCACCAAGAGCCCGAGUAGUUCCAAGAACCCGGGUAGUUCCAAUCCCCCAAGCACUCCAUCCAUUACUAAGAGCCUACCACUACCAACACGCGGACUAUCUCCGAGCGACGACCGAGAAUAUUGGGCUAAAAAUCCCACCCCCCACUCGUGGGCACUUAAUCGUCCCAACAACGAUGAUCUGUCCGCAGUAUCCAGCCCUAAGAGUCCUAGGGAGCAGUCUCCAGCACCCCGUUCUAGCGGCACUUCACCCCAUGUUGCAAAUCAGUCCCCCACCAAUCGCGGCACUGGGAACGAACAACGUAGUCGUGCCACGUCGAAAACAAGCUCCAAGGGAUCCAGUGACGGCAGUGCUUUUAUGGCUGAUGUUUUUGACUUCUCGGCGGCGUCAACGCAUACGCCACCUCGUUCAACGGGUGCGCCUCAGCCCAUCCCAGCCUCGCAUGCCCAGCAUGUAGGCCCCUCAACCCACACCACUGUAGGAAAGGCUCCAACUACUGCAGGAAAGGCUCCGACUACUGCAGGAAAGACUACUACUACUGCAGGAAAGACUCCUGCAAGCCAGAAGACGGUUGCUGCGUCGAAGCGUCCAACCGAAAGUUCUGCAUCGAGUUCCAGCGUAAAGGAAGACAAGGGUAAGAAAUCUCUCAAAAGUACUGCAUCAAGCUCCGGCCCAAAGGAAGAUAAGGGUAAGAAACCUAAGAAGAAGUAA
Messenger RNA from Alternaria postmessia, 1776 nucleotides. RefSeq lists its product as uncharacterized. The record is from RefSeq and is a predicted model, not a curated record. NCBI's taxonomy places the organism in Eukaryota, Fungi, Ascomycota, Dothideomycetes, Pleosporales, Pleosporaceae. The transcript is spliced from 2 exons. The coding region runs from base 1 to 1776 and encodes 591 amino acids.